Apis florea (little honeybee) is the source of this 3407-nucleotide messenger RNA. Its product is annotated as Cap methyltransferase 1. NCBI's taxonomy places the organism in Eukaryota, Metazoa, Arthropoda, Insecta, Hymenoptera, Apidae. Gene Ontology annotation, cellular component: cytoplasm; nucleus. The record is from RefSeq and is a predicted model, not a curated record. Gene Ontology annotation, molecular function: nucleic acid binding; methyltransferase cap1 activity. Gene Ontology annotation, biological process: 7-methylguanosine mRNA capping; methylation.
ACCAGAUUACUAGCAAUACACAAUUAGAUACGUAUUGAGAAUAGAGGGAGCUGUUUUCACAAUUUUAAAUUCCUAUCGAUGUUCAUGUUAAAUUCCUCUGUCAGUCCGUUCUGAGACUUGAUCGGACGCGUGUCUAUGUGUCUUAGUAGAUGUGGUGCUGUGUAUUGUGAUUGUGGUGAGAAACAUAACCUAUAAUAACAAUAGUAUUUUUAAAUAUUAAUAAUGUAAAUAGAAAGAGAAUAUACGUAUAUUCUUUGAAAAAAAUAUAAUUUUCUUAUUUUUAAUUAUUAAAAUUUUACAAAUCAAUAUAGAAAUAUUAGUGAAUUAAAAAGUUACGAUAAUUGAAACAAAUAUGAGGAGCAAUUCAGAUGAGAGUGAUUAUGAGAAUGAAAGUUUUAUUAAUACAGAUCAUGAUGAAAGUAUUGAAGAAAAAAGAACAGAUUCAUCAUUUUUUAGUGAUUACUCUACUAAUGAAAAACAUAAAAAAAAGACAAAUCAUUUCAUUUAUACUACUUUAUCAGAUGAAACUUCAGAUUUAAAUGAUAGUGACUGCAAUGAAGAUUAUUAUUCAUCUAAUGAAUAUAACAAUCCAGGUAUAAAUGUUUGUAUAAAUAAUUCGUCAGAUUGUGAUGAUAAAAUAAGAACAAGAAAAAAGAAAGAUGCUUAUCAUUAUAAUAAAAAACAAAAGAUACAUGAGGAUUCAGGUGAUGAAGGUAGUAGUCAAAACAUUAAUAACAUUUCUAUAAAUGAUCCAUCAAGUAAUGAUGAAGAAGAUAUUAGAAUAGAGAAGAAUAUAUAUGAAGACUCUUAUCAUUAUAAUAAGCGACAAAAAGUUCAUAAAGUAAAAAAUAAGAUUGAAAAUGAUAUUAAUGAUAAAAAUAAUUUCAAUGUAAAUGAAGAAUUAAAUAAACAGGAAUCCAAAAAUCUUAACACUGACAAAGUUAAACGUAUGAUGAAAAAAAUGGGAUAUAAGGAAGGAUAUGGUCUUGGAAAAAAUAAGCAAGGUCGUUUAGAACCAGUUGAAGCUUCCAAACAACAUGGACGUAGAGGUCUUGGUCAUAAUAUUCCUGGGCUUGAAGCUUCAAGUCUUAAAUGGGAUCCUGCAGAAGAAGAAAUAAAAUGUAAAGAAGAUAUGGAGUGGAUAAAAAAUCCAAAUAAAAAUUUACCUACAAAAGAAGAAAUGCAUUUUUGGUUACAGAUAGGACCUAAAAAAAUGACUAUAGAUGAUGAAACUCAUUUUUGUCAUGAGGAUAUAGUUAGAAAUAUAAUUAAUUCGAAAACAGUAUUUGAUAAUUUAGAUGAUGUUGAAUUUCGUCGCGCAAGAACACGUUCUAAUCCUUACGAAACAAUUCGUGGUGCAUUUUUCCUAAAUCGUGCCGCUGUUAAAAUGGCUAAUAUAGAUAGAGCAUGUAAUUUUAUGUUUACUGAUCGAAAACAUUUGGGAAAAAAUGAGUUGUUAUAUUUUGCAGACGUAUGCGCUGGACCAGGUGGUUUCAGUGAAUAUGUUCUUUGGAGAACAAAAUGGCAUGCUAAAGGGUUUGGUUUUACAUUGAAAAAUGAAAAUGAUUUUAAAUUAGCUGACUUUUAUGCUGGUUCUCCUGAAACAUUUCAUCCAUAUUAUGGACCAAAAGAUAAUGGUGAUGUCUUUGAUUCUGAAAAUCAAAGAACAUUUAGAGAACUUAUAAUGAAAUACACUCAUAAUAAAGGAGUACAUUUUAUGAUGUCUGAUGGUGGUUUCUCUGUUGAGGGAAAAGAAAACUUACAAGAAAUUCUUUCAAAACAAUUGUAUCUUUGCCAAUGUUUAGUAGCAUUAAUGAUAGUAAGAGAGAAAGGUCAUUUUGUUACAAAAUUAUUUGAUAUAUUUACACCUUUUAGUGCAGGUUUAAUCUAUUUAAUGUAUCGAUGUUUUGACGAAAUUUGUAUUUUUAAACCAAACUCUUCUAGACCAGCAAAUUCAGAACGUUAUUUGAUAUGUAAAAGUAAACGGCCUGGAACAGAAAUUGUUAUGCAAUAUUUUAAUAAAAUUAAUCAUAUACUAUUAGAUAGUGAUGAAAAUAAUGAUGUUAUACAAUUAGUGUCAUUUGACGAAUUAGAAAAAGAAAAACACUUUCUGCAAUAUUUACGCACUUCUAAUGAAUAUUUAGGAAAAAAACAAAUAAUAGGUCUGUGCAAAAUUGCUGCAUUUUGUGAAGAUAAUACUCUUGUUGAAACAAAACAAGCUGAUAUGCGUAAAGAAUGUUUAACAUAUUGGAAACUUCCUGAUGAAAGUAGAACAAUUCCGAAACAUAUGAAACCAAAAGAUAAAUUAAAUAUUCUUGUUAAAGAUUCUACAUUUCUUUCUAAUUUCGCAACUACAUUAAAAGUAGAUAAUAUUAAUAAUUUAUUAAAUUCACCAUAUGAUUGGUUUUGCAUGCCAUGUAGUACUAAAUUACAACCUGAUGAUGAAAGAAAAAAUGCUACAUUUUAUAUGAGUAUGGGAAGAAGUAACGUUUAUCGUUAUUUGAAAUAUGGUUGGGUAGAAGUUAGUGAUAUUAAUAUAGAAUUACCAUCAAAUACACUUGUAUAUGCAGAAGUUGUACAUGAAAUGAAAAGAGAAUUUAGACAUCAGCAAAAAGUACUUGCAUUACAUAUUAUAGAUGCAUUCAUCUUAGGAGGAGAAGAUGUUAGCCAAAAAUAUUUAAGAGAAAGGCAUGAGCUUACAAAGAAAUUUUGUGAAGCUUUGUGGAAACCAGAGGGAAGUAAUUAUGCUCGAGUACGAGCUAAAGAAUUAUUCCCAGUAAAUUCGGAUAUAUGUGAAAAAUUGCAAAUAAAAGAGCGUAGAAUGAAAAAUAAUUGUCCUGCUUUGGUAUACGAACUUCCAGAAACAUCUUUACAUUAUGAUCAAAAUUGUGAUGAUAAAUUAUAUUUUAUACCAAAUAGUAUAAUAUUUUUAAGAAGUACUGUUAAUCCAUGGAAUCGAUAUGUCAGCAAAACACAUCGUACGACUUAUGUUUUUAAUUAUAAAACUAAUGAGAAUUUAUUUGAUAAAAAUAGACCGCGUUCGGCAGAAGCAAAUUUCGUAGAAUCUUUUAAAAAUCGUGUUAUUUGGUAUUGGCCUAGUGAUAAGUCACUUACCAUGAAUAUAUUUGCGAAAUUUAUCAAAGAUAAGUGUAAUAUAACAUUACAAAAUGGUUUAAGUUAUUAGUAAAACAAACAUGAAAUUGAUAAUAGAAAUUUUCAAUGUGGUAUUAUUAAUUGUACCAUUUAAAUACUAAAUUGAUCAACUUUGUUUUUUAAAAACUUUUUAAUUUUAAUAGAUGAUUUUGAAAAAUCAUACUAUUAAUUUUGAUGUAGUUGAUCAAUUCAAUUUUUAUAUGGCUCAAUUUUUAAAUAAUGUAUGUAUAAUAAUAAAUAUAUAAAUGUAUAUA